AUGUCUGAACAUAGAGAUACAGAAGCGAGGGCCGCGACGGUGGCGGCGUCGCCGUCGUCACUGUCGUCGUCCGACGCGUCACAGGCUGCGGGAAGAAGCGUGCCGACGAACGUCUCGACAUCCACCAAGGCCGCGCCGACAGACCAUGCUUUGCCGAUACCGUCCUCGUCCCAGACUCUUGGCACUAACAGCACAUCCCCGGAGCUGGCGCCACUCUCGCCCUCAAUACAGGCACAACUUGGCACCGCUUCGUUGCACGUCGCGCUCCCUCCCAACUUUCCGCAGCCCGUCCAGACUUCCUUCUCGCCGCCCGCAAGCAGGAUGGUUUCCAAUACCACCUUUGCCAACCCUUUCACCAGCCCGUCCAUAGCGCAACUUCUGUCGCCCCCGCUUCCACCUCAGAACAGCAAUGCACCAAGCACAUCUGCAUCGGGUGCUGCUGCGGGUCCUUCCGCAUCCUCUUCGGCCGCGGCUUCCAGCAGCAACGGUGGCUCUCCCCCCAAAACUACCAGCUCUCGCUCGCCCAAGACAGCAACACUACCUAUGUCAACAUCAUCAGCAGUGUUUAAUCCCAGCGCGCCCUUCUCUCCACCAGAGACGUACACUUACAGCCGCGUACCCGUCAAGCGUGAAAGUCCGGUCACUAAAAGCGCAAGGAGCACGCCUGGUCGAUCCUUGACCUUGCUCAACGACGACGUCCUCGCACGCGAGUUCGCCGAUUCUUCGCGCAACGACCUCGAACUCAGUCUUCCUCCUGCCAUGCUCAGCUCUGGUCGCAAGGCUAGUGUCAGCCUCCAUCUCUUCAAGGAGACCUCGUCCUCGUCCAAAGCAUCCCACGCUGCACUCGCAGCCAGUCGAGAGUGUGCCGUCCUCGAUGAGGAUGCUCCGCCUCGCACGCGCAAUGACUCCGAUGAACCAUCUCACAACCACCAGAAGCCUUUUCCCUCGAGUGCCAUUUUCACAGCCUCCCAGCGCACACCCAGGCCUUCCGCUUCCAGCAGCCGUCAGAGGAAUGGCGCCUUUUUGGAUCCAUCUGCUUCAACCUCCUCGUCAGCAGCCUUGCUUUCUGUCAACGACGCCAGCUUGGCUGCCAACCGCCCAGCAACACCUUCCCUGCUCCUGGCUCAAAGCCGAGAUGGUACCAGCAGCUACUUUCCUCAGGCAGGCCUGCCAACCGCACCCAAUGCUAGCGCUCCUCUGCUGACCACAACCUCGCCCGAGCCUGCCGCCCGCCAGCGUCCGCUACGCCGCUCGCAGUCUAUCGCAUCGCCUGAAAACGUCGCUGCCGACAUUGAUUCGCGGUAUUUGCUGGAUCCCUCUUCCCUUGAACCGCUCGAUUCGCGCCCCAUUCCCAUCGCACGCCCACACCCCUCGCACAAGCCAACAUCGUCGCCCGUCAAGUUGCCCCUCAGUCCCAGUCGGCCCACUAGUAGCCGCAGAGACGAUUCCAACGAGGCAGGCACGGUCCUCACUGAUCCACUGACCAGCUUCCAGCGCCACUCGUCGGUGCCGGAGACAGGAUGGCCCGGAGCAACAUCCGGCUGGCCAGGCAAUCUGGCCAUGACGCGCAGGCGCAGUCUCAACGAACGGGCGCAGAGCUCUUCCGACUACGAGGAGGAUGGCGACGACCAGCUCGACGACUCUUUCGACAUGGUUGAGACCGGCGGUGAGAUCAUGGACAAUGACGCUAUCGAUGCCUAUGGCGAAUUUACCAGCUCAGAAGAGGAGGCACCUAAGCCGAACUACGACCACGACGCCGCCGAUGAAGAUGACCUGCAGAUGAGCGGUUCCGAGUGGGAAGCCGGGGCUGCGGCAUCGCUCGAUGCUAAGGUGGCAUCUCGACAUCCGCGGUCGAUGCAUCGAUCGCGCACUGCUUCAUCGAGCGAUCCGCCAGCAGUUGUCCAGCUUCAACCGUACCACAAUCAAGUGGGAGGUCACAACUCGAUAUUUCAAUUCUCAAAGCGUGCUGUAUGCAAGCCCCUUGUUGGCAGGGAGAAUGAAUUCUACGAGGCGGUCGAAAGGGAGCAUCCUGUUCUACUCGCGUUCAUUCCUCAGUACCUCGGUGUCCUCAAUGUCACCUACAGACAUGUCGACGUGACGCAACAGGAGGCAGAAGCACAGCCAACCGUCGAUGAUACUGUGCCCGCGUCCGAGCCUCGGCUACCUUCGUCACAGCCAGAGGCAGAAGACGAGAAGCCAGCGGUGCAGCAGAUUGGCGCAGACCAGAUGGAGCGCCAAGAAACUGAAGGGGAACACCCCGAACGUCAGAGGAGCGAUUCGCGUGGUGACGGCCGCAUCCGUCGCAAGGUCUUUGAAGGCCAGGAGGACUGGGGCAAAGAGAUCCCCGAAGUUUCGCUGGAUCUCAAUCGGCACAUUGUGCCCGAGUGGAUUCUUCGUCGAUGCAAUCUGGGUUCCAGGACGCCAGACCACGCCGACGCAGGCCGAGAGCAGGAAUCACGAAGCAGUAGCAAAUCACGAAGUCGAGCCUCCAGCCCUCUAAGGCCGCGCCGUCCGGCUUCCUCGCUCGACCAAGCGCAAUCGGCUGCCAAUGCCACUGAGGCACGGCAGCACAGGGGCAACAGCCUGACCAGCAGCCUGUUCUCUCCACUUGCGUCGUAUGAGAAUGCAUCGCGCCUUCCGUCAGAGCGUCCAGCUUCCACUUCGCAGGACAUGGAAAAGACACUCAGCUCCAGUCCGCUGACGCCAACCGUUUCUCCAGACGCAUCGCCCAAGUCGUCGCGCUCUUUGGGUCACGCGACGGACUGGGGUGGUCGCGAAUCGGAUCGGCUGCAUUCCACAAGGCUGGGCCAAACGAGCUCAGGACCAGGUCUGCUGUCGCGUUCGCGCAGCCCAGCUAUGGGGUCGCUCAGCAUGACCAGCCGCACACCCUCGCAAGCAUCGCAGAUGUCGCAGCCCACGGUCAGCACCGCCUACAACAAUCAGACGCUGAACGGCAUCCAUGGUCGCGGCAUUACCACUGUAAAUCGCAGAUUGCAGGAGCAGGUCCUGCGCGAAGUCUUCAGCAGUCCCAUGCUCAAAGAUGGGUUAGAGGCCCGCUACGAAUCAAGCGCAAAGCGGAAUGCUCGAAAGAAUCGAAGACGCCUGGCCAAAGCGUGGGAGGAGAGCGAAGAGGGAGAAAGGCUCCGCCUCACGCGUAAUCUGGGCCCUCCUCCGUCUCGAUCUCGAGAGACACUAUCUGCAGAUCGACUCCGAAGUAACGUGCGUACGCCGGAUCCCGCCAGCAGCGGACGAAUGAGCGUCGCGAGCGAGUUUGUACCGACAGCUGCGUCAUCGCCCGUCCAUUACCGAGGUCAGGCGCGUCAUCCUUCGACACCGCCUCGUACGCCGCCCUUUGGACCAAACAGUAUGACGGCCUCGUCGUCCAAGAGACUCGGUACAACUGCCAAGCAAGUCUCCCCAAGCAUCGCGCUUUCGGGCGCCUCCAACUCGGAAACCUUGAAGCAGCAUCCGCGACGCGUUCUCAGCGAUGUUUCGCUAUCGCUUAAGCCAAAGACGACGGCAUCAGAGCGCAGCAAUCUCGGCAAGCAGGUCGAGGCGGAGCAGUCAAUUCAGCAGUCGACAGAGCUGGAUGGCGAAAUGGAGGUGCUCAGGCUGUCGGAGGAGCCAGAGGCCACUGAUCCAGCCGAGGAGUCGCACAGGACAGUGCAGGGAGUAGGAGAAGGGCCAUCCACUCCUACGCUUGGUGUCGACGCUGCCGAAGCUGCCGAAGCCUCGGACAGCGCCGGUCAGACGCGUCAGGAGCAGUUCCUAUUGAUGGAAGACCUGACGGGACGCCUCAAGUCGCCGUGUGUCCUGGACCUCAAGAUGGGAACGCGACAGUACGGUCUGGACGCCACGGACGCCAAGAAGAAGAGCCAGACGAAAAAAUGCGACAAGACCACCUCCCGCAGCCACGGAGUGCGCAUCUGCGGCAUGCAAGUGUACGACUGCGCACACGAUGCGUUCAUCUUCCAGGACAAAUACUAUGGACGCAAGGUGCUGCCUGCCGAGUUCUCGAAUGCUCUUGCUCGGUUCUUCUAUGACGGCAGCAAGAUCCUGAUGCACCACGUGCCGCUGAUUCUGCAAAAGAUCUACCACCUGGCGAGGAUCAUCUGGGGGCUGCGAGGCUACCGCUUCUACGCCAGCAGUCUCUUGUUCAUCUAUGACGGCGAUUGCGAGACGCAGCGGAAGCUCGAGGACGAGUUUGAUCAACGCUGCUCGCGAGGGCUGGGUGGUACAGUGGCACCGAGCCAGAUGAUUUUGGAUACUGGAGGUUUACCGCCAUCGGCAUCGUCCUCGCUGAACAAGGAAUCCGACCUGAUGGAAGGCGGAGCGAGUUACAGCAUUGGGUCGAGCCCGUUGCUCGGGCCUUUGGGCGGCAGCGGCAAUGCAGGCGAGCCGGCGCUACUGCGUCGAAGACGACGAAAGGGCGAGAUUAACAUCCGCAUCAUCGACUUUGCCCACUGUACGACCGGCCACGACUACGACUUCAAUGCAGGGGAGGAGGAGCCGGGCAAGCAGGAUGCAUCGCAGCAACUGCCAGUGGCACGCUUCCCUCCACACCUCAUCGAUGGGCCCGAUAGCGGCUAUCUGUUUGGCCUCAAGAAUCUGGCUGCUAGCUUUGAAGAGAUAUGGGAGACGGAGCGCGAACGUCGACGCAAGCUGCGGGCGCGAGUCGCAGAGAUUACGAGCUCGUCUGCGGAUGCGGAUGCGGCGGCGGUGGAUGAAGAAGGCACGUUUAUUGGCGACCUCGGCGACCUGCAGGUUCCGGGCGGUGAGGUUUUCGACGAAAUCUUUGGCAGUGGCCCGCAUGGGCUCGAUGGGUAUGUAUCUACCUGA
This is a messenger RNA of Sporisorium graminicola, 4839 nucleotides long. RefSeq lists its product as uncharacterized. Gene Ontology annotation, molecular function: inositol hexakisphosphate kinase activity. The record is from RefSeq and is a predicted model, not a curated record. Bases 1 to 4839 code for a protein of 1612 amino acids. The transcript has a single exon. Lineage: Eukaryota; Fungi; Basidiomycota; Ustilaginomycetes; Ustilaginales; Ustilaginaceae. Gene Ontology annotation, cellular component: nucleus; cytoplasm. Gene Ontology annotation, biological process: phosphatidylinositol phosphate biosynthetic process; inositol phosphate biosynthetic process.